AUGGCCCUGCUUGUGCUUGCUGCCGCCGUUCUGGCUGCGGCGGCUUUGUAUCAUUUCAUUCUCUACCCGCUGCUCUGGAGUCCAGUGGCCAGCAUCCCAGCGGUUCAUCCGCUUGCGAAGAUAUCUUCUCUUUACAUGCUUUGGAUACGAUACUGGGACGAUGAGAACGAUACUGUGUUCGCCGCCCAUGAAAAAUAUGGCCAAGUGGUCCAACUGGGCCCUCAAGAACUCUCAGUCAAUUGCAUAGAUGACGGGAUCAAGACUGUCUAUGGAAAGAAUUUCGAUCGCCACUACUUUUACCGUGUAUACGAGGACUGCGGCAGACAUAACCUGUCUUCGAGCCUGGAUGCCACCUCUCAUGCCAUUCGUAAAAGAAGAGUCACUCAUAUCUUCUCCAAGUCCUAUCUGUACACAUCUCCCGCUCUGUCCGGUUUGCUAAAUCAAAUUAUUCGGUAUCGUUAUCUUCCAUUGGUCAUCGGAUACGCCAUGGAACAACAGCCGUUCGACACCAUGAUCCUCUUUUCUGCAUUGGCCAUCGACGUUGUGACCGGUUACACCUUUGGCACGAAAGCUGGCACGAACUUUUUGAAUGACAGAACCCAGCAUGCGAAGUGUAUUCAUGAAAUUCAUAAAGGACGUCCGUAUCCGAUGAUGUUCUGGCUCCACGAAUUCCCUGGUUGUAUAUCCUUUCUGGAAAGUAUUGGCUUCCUUUCCAAGGAACGAUAUAAGAGUCUAGAGGCUCUACAUAUGUUCUGUCUGGACAUGUGCGAUCGCGCUGAGAAUGCCCUCGCCGACCCGGGCUCCGACAAUACAGCACCAGAAGAGGUACCCACUGUAUAUCAGCAGUUCAAAUAUACACUCGACAAGGAGGGCUUGAGCUCUACGCCAUCUUUGAAAGUCCUCGAAGGCCACAGGCCUAUUUCCUGCUCUCCUCAGCAGCUAGAGAUUGCGGCCGAGGUCUGUGACCAAAUCCACGCCUCGGACGAAACAUUGGCCAUCACCUUAACAUAUGCUGUGUGGGAGCUAUCUCGUAACGUGGACUUACAGCAACGGCUACGCCGGGAAUGUCAGGCACUCGGACCUGAUAUCCGCACAGAUUCGUCUGCUUCCCUACCUGCGCCGAGCUUGGUUGAUUCACUCCCACUGCUGCAUGCAGUGGUGAUGGAAACACUGCGUGUACACCCUACUGUAGCUGGCGGACAGGCUCGGGUCACCCCAUACGGCAAGCUCAGCAAAUUGGGAAGAUAUGAGAACAUUCCUGGAGGCUACAGAGUUCAGAGUUAUGCGCGAUUCCUGCACGCCAAUCCUGCCGUGUUCCCCGAUCCGAACGUCUGGCAGCCUGAGAGGUGGCUUCAUUCAGGAGCGAAGACGGACUUGUAUGGCCCGGAUGAGAAGCUGAGAUGGUUCUGGGCAUUCAGUUCGGGCGCAAGAAUGUGUCUUGGAAGCCAUCUUGCGCUACUUGUGACGAAGUAUGUUCUGCUUUUCACGUAUUCAAAUUUCGAAACGUACGUUGUGAACGACGAAGGGAUCGAGCACAUGAAGGGCUAUGUUGGUGGACCAAAGUCUGGCAAAAUGAUGGCAGGCGUUAGGCCUAUUCCUUUCUUUGCGAAACAGUGA
Pseudocercospora fijiensis CIRAD86 is the source of this 1617-nucleotide messenger RNA. RefSeq lists its product as uncharacterized. The transcript has 3 exons. The coding region runs from base 1 to 1617 and encodes 538 amino acids. Lineage: Eukaryota; Fungi; Ascomycota; Dothideomycetes; Mycosphaerellales; Mycosphaerellaceae. Gene Ontology annotation, molecular function: monooxygenase activity; oxidoreductase activity, acting on paired donors, with incorporation or reduction of molecular oxygen; iron ion binding. The record is from RefSeq and is a predicted model, not a curated record.